AUAAUCCGGAAGAUAUAUUUUCAUGCAAUGAAUCCGGGAAAUUCUUUCCCGGCUAACCUCUAAAGACUUUUUGUUAGAUUACUAGAAAGGGCUUCGUGCUUUUUUUGGCUUUGUCUUUGGCCUGGUUCUCCACUCUUUCCAAAAUACAAGAAAACCUUCUGAAGUUUUCAUCUUUUUUUCCUUUCCAUUGUGAAUUCAUCGUUCCGGAUUUUUGCCUUAAUGGAAGCUCUGGUCUCCUCCUCUUUUACCUCCUGGCGGGCCGAACCCUACUCUUCAAGGCACUCUUGCGUCUUUUCUUGCCCCAAGGUCCCAUCUUUUGGACAGUGCCUCUUCAAAACCCAUCAAAAUUCUAAGUUUCCAAGUCUCUUUAGUCGCCGUAGCGGAGUCCGUGCAGUUACCAAUGAGGUAUUUGACGGAGGGAAGGGCGAAGAACAGCCUUUCGGAAAUGGGUCUGCUUUGCAUGGAGUCGAGUUGAAACAUAAUAAGGAUGAGGGUGGAAUGGACAAGGUGGAUGUAAUUGAAAAAGAAGUAACAAGACCUUAUGGUGCAAAUUUUCAUGGUGGAUCUACAACUAGAGCUGGGCUAUUCAGAACACCAAUUUCAGGUGGUUUGCAUAGUGCGACAUUUUCUCACGAUUUACCUCCUGCAGCAUUAGCUGUUCGCAACUUGAUGGAACAAGCCAGGUUUGCUCAUUUAUGCACUGUGAUGUCUCGAAUGCAUCAUCGACGUGCAGGAUAUCCAUGCGGUUCUUUGGUUGAUUAUGCAACUGAUUCAAUGGGACAUCCAAUUUUUUCACUAUCACCAUUGGCCAUCCACACUCGUAACUUGUUGGCAGAUUCGAGGUGCACUCUAGUUGUUCAGAUUCCUGGGUGGAGUGGGCUAUCAAAUGCGCGAGCUACAAUAUUUGGUGAUGCCAUCCCACUACCUGCAGAUAAACAGGAUUGGGCUUGUAAUCAAUUCAUAUCAAAGCACCAACAGUGGGCAUCCCAGCAAUGGGGAAACUUCUAUUAUUACAGGAUGGCUACCAUAAGGGACAUAUAUUUUAUCGGAGGAUUCGGCACUGUUCAGUGGAUAGAUGUGAAGGAUUAUGAAGACAUUCAACCUGAUAAGAUUGCUGCCGAUGGAGGAGAACAAAAUCUAAAAGAACUAAACGCAAUAUUCUCUAAACCACUCAAGGAAAUUCUAUCGACUGAAGGAGAGAUAGAUGACGUAGCUUUCAUAUCAAUAGAUAGCAAAGGAACUGAUGUUCGAGUUCGGCAGGGGGCUCAGUUUAACAUACAGAGGUUAUCAUUUGAAGAGGAAAAUGGUGUUCAGACAUUGGAGGAUGCUAAGAAAGCACUGCAGAGAAUAGUCAGCAGAGGAUCCAAUUCAAGAGAAAUCUAUAGAAGCUAAUUCUCACUCACUUUUUUUAUUCUCUUCUCCAUAUAAUAAAGAAACAGAGAAAGCUAACCUCAAAUAGCUGACUGACCUAUUUUAGACUCUUUUAUUUAAUCAUCUUGCAAUUUAUGUAAGAAAAAUUAAUGAUAUAUUGGAUAUCAAGGUUUCGUUUGGGAAUGC
Molecule: messenger RNA, 1557 nt
Organism: Dendrobium catenatum
Lineage: Eukaryota; Viridiplantae; Streptophyta; Magnoliopsida; Asparagales; Orchidaceae
Exons: 9
Coding region: 220-1392 (390 amino acids)
Source: RefSeq, a predicted model, not a curated record